Cololabis saira (Pacific saury) is the source of this 2232-nucleotide messenger RNA. It is a transcript of the gene nectin1a, whose product is annotated as nectin cell adhesion molecule 1a. Lineage: Eukaryota; Metazoa; Chordata; Actinopteri; Beloniformes; Belonidae. Bases 99 to 1598 code for a protein of 499 amino acids. The transcript is spliced from 10 exons. The record is from RefSeq and is a predicted model, not a curated record. Gene Ontology annotation, cellular component: adherens junction. Gene Ontology annotation, biological process: homophilic cell-cell adhesion; protein localization to cell junction; heterophilic cell-cell adhesion.
AGGGCCAUCACACGGGCUCCUGAGUGGGCAGGAGGAAGGACAUCCAGCUCCAACUGGGAAUCCAACCACAGCCAGAAGCUGGCAGCGCGGGUUCGGGCAUGGAACAGGCCGGACUGUGGAUAUUCCUGAUAACAACUUGCGUCAUUCCAGAAAUAAAUGGACAGAGGGUGGAUAUGGAUGACGAGAAGUCUGGAUAUGUGGGCUCGAAGGUGGAUCUGCGCUGUCGGUUCAUCAACAGCUCCCCGCCUGUCAAAAUCUCCCAGGUAACAUGGCAGAAGCUGGUGAAUGGCAGCAAGCAAAACGUGGCCAUCGCGAAUCCCUCGCUGGGCGUGUCCGUGGCUCCGCCCUACAGGGAUCGCGUUGCGUUCAAGAGCGGCGCGGUGAGGCGACGCACUCCAACUCUCGAGGACACAACUAUCAUGUUCUCCUCCCUGCGUCUCUCCGACGAGGCCAGCUACAUCUGCGAGUACACCACGUUCCCCGCAGGGAACCGAGAGAACACAGUGAACCUCACGGUCUUCGUUCGUCCCACCACCCAGAUGAGUCUGUCCGCCCCGACGCUGGUCGCCCGUUCAACCAACAUCAAGACCCCGGUGGCCACGUGCAUCUCAGCCAACGGAAAGCCGGCAGGAACCAUCAGAUGGGAGGCCAAGGUUCCCGGAGAAGUGACCAGCCGAGAGUACAGGAACUCAGACGGGACGUUCACCGUUCAGAGCGACUACAUCUUGGUGCCCACUAGAGAAACGCACAAAGAGACGCUCACCUGCGUCACAACGUACAACGAGGAGGUCUACACCGACAGUGUCACGCUUGAUAUCCAGUACGAACCAGAGGUCGCCGUGGAAGGGUUUGAUGGAAACUGGUAUCUAAACCGAGACAACGUCCAGCUGAGCUGCCAAGCUGACGCCAACCCAGCCCCCUCUCUGUAUCAGUGGAGGAUGAUUAAUGGCUCCAUCCCGAGCAACACUGAGAUCAGUGACAACGUCCUUAGGUUUAAAGGGCCAGUCACAUACGAGCUGCAGGGAACGUACGUGUGUGACGCAACCAACAGCAUCGGGACCAGAUCAGCCUCUGUGGAGGUCAGCGUUACAGAGAAGCCGCUACCGCAGAUCGCAACGAGUGAUGUUGUCAGUGUAGUUGCUUUAUUAUUGGCUGCUGGAGUGCUCAUUGGCAUUACCAUCACAGUCCUGGUGCUGAAAAUAAGGACGAGAAAAGACAAAUCAUCAACUGGUUCUCAAUCCACGACGCUGUCUCAGCCCAUUAAAAAACGGCCCGGUGACGACAUCCAGCAUUCUGGACGGUUUUACGAGGAGCUUCCAAACACAGCGGACUACGUGAGCUACAGACUGGCCUGUAAUAAGGAGGACUACCCGGAGCCCUACUCCCCUCCGAUCAACCCCCCCCUGUCGUUUCUGCCCCAGCACCCCUACCCCUCCACACACACAAUACCUGCAACGAGCAGCAGCACCUUAUCAAAUAACUCCUUUGGUCCUCCUUCACACACCGCCACUAUCUUUAAAUACCCCUCUGUGCCAGGUAUGUCCUCUCCUCCCCCAGGAAUGGCAUCAUACACUUUUCCCAAAGAGCAGUACGUCUGAAGUGAUGUUCGCUCUCCUCCGGUCUUCCAAAGAGGAGGUUGGACAAACUUUUUUUUCAACCUAGCUGGACUGUCAGGCAGCAUCACCUGCAGCGUCGCAGACAGCUCCAGAGCUCCGAGGACAUGUCACCUGUUGUUGCUGGACAUUUGAAACAGUCUUUCUCUUAUUGUCCUGUACUUUAUCAUGUUACAUGUUCUUUGAAAAGGGACGAAUGUGAUCCAUGUUUAACUUUUAGGUUAGAGGAGGUUCAUUUAAAAAAAGUAUGUGAUACGUUUGCGUCCAUCGGACGGGAUUGGAUGGGACCUUUGAUGUGGUGUAUUCAUUGAUAUGUUUAAAAAAUGUAAUAAGUUCCCUUCGUUAUCUCCGAGGCUGCUCUUCUCAUCCUGUGUCAUCAACAGACAUUACCUUUUGGUUUUGCCUCAUUGUUUAAAUGUAAUACUUCUACUGUGCGUGUAUUUUCUAUCAUUCAUGUUAUUUUUUCUUUGUAAAGAAAAGAAAAACUUUAUAUUGCUGAAGAUUUGUGACUUUUAUGUUUCUUUGUCGUUGGAUGAACACUGACGUUUUUAGCAUUUAAUAAAAAUGAUGAUAAACAGCAGUUUGAGUUGCGAGACCUUGCGUACCUGAAUGCACCUCU